UGAAUGUAACAGUGACAUGCCCUGAACUCAUUCCCCGUUGUAAACUGCAAAUGUGGUAUAAUCCCGUCUUUCACUGUCGGUAACAAGCGCAUGGAGGAAUCUGAGCGAUCUCAUCUGCCCAGCACUACGCCGCAAGCACUUGGGAUAACGGCACAAGGAACGCCUGCAGAUCCUACUGGGCCGAGCAAUCCUUGUCAUGAACCCGCAGACUACAAGGAUAGGUGUUGGAGCGUGCCGAUAGCGAUGGCAGCUGCUGCAUUCUUUCUGCUCUUGCCGCAGUCAUGCUUCGGUAUAAUCUUCGUGCAAUUCAUGGACAAAUUCAGCGUUAACAGGCAGUGGGCUUCGUGGCCUCAGAAUGUGGCCGCCAUGACGGCACAUUUAGCAGGUACACUUGCUUUUAUUCUAGAGCGCUUCCUGAGUACCUAUCAGGUUGUUGUCGUAAGCGCCAUACUCACGUCGCUGGCGCUAAUUGGCUCUGCUUUUUCCCCUGACAUGGCUUGGAUGACCGUCACGUUCGGUGUUCUUCAAGGCUUCGGAUACGGACUCUUCAUUAUUACUUCCACGGUGUAUACCCUGCCGUAUUUCGACAAGUACCAGGCCUUCGCAAGUUCUAUGAAGUUCGGAACCUGGGGACUGGCGGGAGUCAUCGGCCCGUUUAUUUUGUCGCGACUCGUGGACACGUUCGGCCUGAACGGGGCGCUGCUGAUGUUAGGAGCACUCAAUUUGCAAACAUUGCCGAUUAUAAUGUUGGCCAAGAACCCAUCGCCACUCCACAUCUGGGGGCUGAAAUCUCACACCGACAGCGCUCCAUGUGACGGGCAACCUCACGAUCCGGUCACCUCAAGCGGCUCGAGGACCUCCAGUAACAUGCGGCCGCCAUGCCAGAAAGUCAGCGAUGUGCCAACGCCGUGCGACAACUUCAGUGCUUCGAUAAGUCAAGCACUUCGGCUAUUCAGAAUUCCAGGGUUCUACGUCUUCCUGGUGGCGGCCGUGGUAGGGGACUACGCUGCAGUUCAAUUUGGCACGACCGUCGUCGACCACGGCUUAGACAAAGGCAUCGCACUAACCAAGGCCCAACUACUGACAACGUUUCUAUUCUCGGGAGAACUACUCGGGCGACUUCUGCUGCCACUUUUGGCGGACGUCUUGGUAGUCAGCCACCGUGCACUAUAUGCGUUUAGUUUCUUGUGCAUGUUCGCUUGCAUGACCGCAGCACCUCACGUGUCAAGCUUUCUAGGCGUUGUCGCACUGUGCCUAUGUGAAGGUGUCGCACAGGGGUACGGCAUAUGUAUGAAGUACGUACUUCUCGCCGACAUUCUUGGCGUCGAAAGCGUGGCAGUGUCCUUCGGUGUAUUUGGAAUCGCCGCGGUACCACUUUCGAUCGUCAGCCCUAGAAUAAUAGGCGUCUUCCGUGAUGCAGGAGGGUCAUACGACGGAUUUUAUCGAAUGCUGGGAGCCGUCAACUUAGCGACCGCUUUCCUGUUUGGCACGUUUGCUUUGUGGUACCGAUUUCGAAGAAAAGCCGAGGACAGUAUUGGUGACCCUGUCGUUUGUCCCAUGGAGCGUUUCUAGGUGUUUCAGCCGAGGACAAAUAUACGAUAUUGUUUCUCACAUGGCUAUAUUAUGGCAUGUU
Messenger RNA from Rhipicephalus sanguineus (brown dog tick), 1633 nucleotides. Its product is annotated as monocarboxylate transporter 11-like. The coding region runs from base 91 to 1572 and encodes 493 amino acids. Gene Ontology annotation, biological process: transmembrane transport. The record is from RefSeq and is a predicted model, not a curated record. Lineage: Eukaryota; Metazoa; Arthropoda; Arachnida; Ixodida; Ixodidae. Gene Ontology annotation, molecular function: monocarboxylic acid transmembrane transporter activity. The transcript has 6 exons.